Phytophthora infestans T30-4 is the source of this 3477-nucleotide messenger RNA. RefSeq lists its product as uncharacterized. The record is from RefSeq and is a predicted model, not a curated record. The transcript is spliced from 2 exons. Bases 1 to 3477 code for a protein of 1158 amino acids. Gene Ontology annotation, biological process: mRNA splicing, via spliceosome. Gene Ontology annotation, molecular function: protein binding. NCBI's taxonomy places the organism in Eukaryota, Oomycota, Peronosporomycetes, Peronosporales, Peronosporaceae.
AUGCUGCAGCACCUUGCAGACACACUCGCAGGACAUAACAUCUCCCAGUAUAAUACUCUCGUGGUGACGAAAGACGGUCGUGCCGAUCCCCAACGCUGGCGUGAAGUUCGACGGCGAGGCAAUGUGCGCAUCUACAAUGAGCGCCUAACGUCUACUGCACAGUGUCCAGCAACACCGCAGCUUCUACUACUAGGUACUAUCGAGGGGAAGUUAGAAGAGGUCAUGUAUGGGGCAGUGGCAACCACGGACGAGGCCAUGAGGAUUCAGUCUGCCUGCACGAAGGACAACGUUCGAGACAGCAAGGUGCUGUACGAGAUCGUCCAGCCAAGCUUUCACGACCCGUUCCGUACCGUCGCCGUAAAAUGGCGACUGUACGAGGGACGUGACUACGUGUCUCUCGAUGCAACAGGAAUCACUCAAGUCGGUGGAUGCGAACGAGUAGGAUAUAGCAUUUCACACUCGGUGGCUCUGUCGGACAUCCCGAGCUUUGAGCGAUCUCACGGCAUCGAGCGAGGAAACAUGUCCGUGUGCGCACUGUACCGCCAAAAGACACCCACGACAGUGGAGUGCUACGUUCGUGGCUUCUUCGACUUCAACACGAAAAAUGAGGUGCUCAAGAACAUGUCACUCCAGACUAUCGCGACGCAGUGGUCGGCAUACGCACGGAAGAAUUCGUGUGCUCUAGCCAAGAAAUUGUCCUGGAAAGUACGCAAGAACUGCGGGUGGAGCUCUCAGUCCUCUCGAACGUAUUCGUUCGCCGAUGACUUGGACGACUUUGUAGCCCCAACGGCCAGGCAUCGACCAGCAAGCUCUAGCGGACCUAUUCGAUGCGCCGUGUGCCACAAAGCAUCCAGCUUCUUACAGUCGAUCCGACGGACUUGCACGAGCUGCGAGCUGCCAGUAUGCUCGAAGUGUGCCGUCAAGAAAACGGUCGUUGCUCUCGCGCCUGACCAACACACCAUACUGGAGCGGAAGCGCGCAUUUUGCGUGCCUUGCAUGAAUGCAGUGGAGAGCUGCGAUGUGAUGCCCAUCGCGAGGGAGGAACUCGUGGGUCAGUUAGAAGAAGAGAGCGAAGAAGACAUCGACGUAUACUGGGCUCGGCUGUCGUCCAUGACCGCUAAUUCCAGCUGCUACUCGAGCGUCGUGUCUCGACAAAGCAGCCUGGCCAGUAGCUUCGGCAGCUUGAGCAGCUCCAACUUGGCUGAGGUCUUCAACCGUCCCAGUCUCGUUGGCCGAGUGACUUCACUUUCGCAGCUAAUGAGCGAUGCACCGACGCCUCCGCUACCCCCCGCAAGCCGGCGGACCAGCGCGAGCCCCGUGAGUUCCGCGGCUGCGCAAUGGUCUCAUGUGGGCCAUCACCGCACUAGUAUCUCUCCGGAGGCGACCUUCGAUGAACAGGACGCGCAGAUCAAGCAGGAGCUGCUGGCGCUCAUCACUCAGUACCUGCAGCAGGAAGGCUUUGCCAUGUCUAGCGCUACGAUCCAGGACGAGGCCAAUGUCAAGUCCCACGGCAGACUACAGGAGCGGGACGCAUUGCGUCGUCUAGGAUCCGCUAUUAUGGACGGGGACUGGGACCUCGUAGCCAAACUUCUGGGCAAGCACCUUAAGAAGUUUCACGCCGCCCACCAGGGCUUCCUCUACGCUGUAUGCAAGCAGGAAUACUUAGAGCUCAUCGACCGACAAGAGUAUCAGAAGGCUUUCACCUUCCUCACCACGCACCUCAAGCCGCUGGAGAAGGUGGCGGCGGCCACGAGCUCCAGUCGCCACGAGUUCAAAGAGCUCUGUUACUUGCUCACAUGCAAAGCUGUGGGAGAGUCAGACGCCUUCCGUGACUGGGAGGGGGUCGUCAGGUCAAGAGAGAAGCUUGUGGAGCAGUUGAGAGCUACCUUCGCUCUGGAAGAAGUCAUCUCUCCCCAACAGGACGGAGAUGCGGCCAUGACGACUCCACCGGUGGCCAUGCCAGACAACAGGCUAGUACAGUUACUGCACCAAAGUGUGGCGUAUCAGAUGGAGUUCAGUCGAUAUCAUCCCAAAACUAUCCCCAAGGUAUCGACGUUACUUCGAGACUUCGAAUGUGAGGUGCUGCCGAACGCAGUCAAAAGCACUUACGUUGGUCACUCGCAGAAUGUAAAAUUUGUCACGUUCGUGGGAACGGACGGUGAGUUAUUGGCGUCUGGAUCCAGCGAUGCCACGAUUAAGCUCUGGCCGACUGAACUGCCCGAUACGCAUCAGGAGAGCGGCGAAGAGCAAGUGGACGAGACCACUGGCACUGUUUGUCGUCAAUGGACGCGAGAUCUGCUUGGCCAUUCGUCCAGAAUCUGGUAUCUUACUGCGAGUGCGUCGGGGGAGCGUCUCUAUUCCGGAUCGGGUGACGGGACCGUGAAGGUUUGGGAUCUUCGUGCAGCUUUAGAAGAGCGUGCUGUCGCUCAGCAGGCUCUGGAUGAUGGCGACGACCUGUUAAACGGUCAGCGUGGAUCUAACGUCAUGCAGUCUGCUGCAGCGGAUGUUUCCUCUGGUGCCACCUCCGCGAUUGCUGCUGCUACAACAUUGCCUCACAAUUACUCGGUGACGUCAUCGGAGUGUCUAGCCACACUCAUGAGUCCAAACGGUGGCGAUGUGUACACAGUGAACUUGCAUCCCAGUGAGACGCAUUUGGUGACUGGAGGCUACGACCAGAGUGUGCGCUUGUGGGAUAUUGCUACUGGCGCAGUGGUCAAGACUUUCCGCAAUCACUUUGCGUCCGUGUGCGAUGUCCAGUUUAACAGACAUGCCAACUUCAUUGUGAGCGGCUCAAAAGAUGGCACCAUUCGAUUGUGGGAUAUCCUUAGUGGACUGUGUGUCCACACAUUACGUCAGACACUUGGAGAAGUCACGUCCAUCUCGAUGGCUUCAAAUGGCUACACACUGCUAAGUGGCUCACGUAACAACAGUAAUCGUCUCUGGGACUUGCGAAUGCUUCACACUCCACGUGCUCACCUGUCAACUGGACUGAGUAGUGGUGCAUCGACUGGAUCAAGUGGGUCUCUCAGUAGUUUCUCGAUCGGAGGCAACGGAGGCGUCGUGAAUGGCUACGGAUCGGGCUACGUUUCCGCCAAUGGAGUUGGAAUUUCAGGAGGCGCUGGUUAUGGUAGCAGUGGCAACCUAAGCGCAAGUGGAAGUAUUAGUGGUGGAAGCACCGGCUUCUCAGGCAGUCGCCAUGCAGAGCAACGCCCCCUCCAGCGCUUCAAGGGACAUCAAAACACAGCGAAAAACAUCGUGCGAGCAUCCUUCGGUCCACGCGAGAGUUUUGUCCUGGGUGGAUCGGAGGAUGGCUACGUGUACGUGUGGGAAGUGGCUACGGGCAAGUUGCUGGAACGCCUUUCUGGUCACCGUGGUGUUACGUAUAAUGCGCGAUGGCACGAAAAGCAGGCGUUGCUUGCUUCAAGCUCCCAUGACGGCACCGUUAAGACGUGGUGGUGGCAAGACAAAGCCAACUAA